Syngnathoides biaculeatus (alligator pipefish) is the source of this 3986-nucleotide messenger RNA. RefSeq names its product neuronal tyrosine-phosphorylated phosphoinositide-3-kinase adaptor 2b (gene nyap2b). The record is from RefSeq and is a predicted model, not a curated record. The coding region runs from base 955 to 3948 and encodes 997 amino acids. NCBI's taxonomy places the organism in Eukaryota, Metazoa, Chordata, Actinopteri, Syngnathiformes, Syngnathidae. Gene Ontology annotation, biological process: neuron projection morphogenesis; phosphatidylinositol 3-kinase/protein kinase B signal transduction. The transcript has 9 exons.
AGCAUGAGCUCUCUUCUCUUCCACAACCGGACUCUCCAAAUUCAUAUUGUGCGCACAUGUCGGGGUGAACGCACUCCCGUUCACACGUACGCUGAACUCUCAACGUCCUCAUUAGCCGCUGCAUACCUCAUCUCGGGUGCAAAGUGGCUGCAAACAACUGAGAAAGAAAGAAGCUGAGAAGGAGCAAAUGAAAGGCGCCGGUGUUGGUGACAUUUUUUUUUUUUUUUUGGUCAUGCAUAGCCACAUUAUGGCGCAAUGCAUGUCAAUUAUGCUCUCAGUUUUGUUUUUGUUUUUUUUUUGGGGGGGGUUCUUUUUUACAGGAAAGGUACAACUCCAGUGCAGACUAUUUUUACACAUCAAAUAUAAGACGAUCGUGCACGCGUGAAAAGCCACGCACUGCAGUCGGGUAAAGAUUCAUCCGUGCGGCUGCUCCCAGGAGUAUUACAUUUUCUCAUCAGAACGCACAACAUUUUCUUACAAAUGAAAGAUCUUCUUAUUUUUUUUUUUUAGCUUCAAUCACAGUCACGGCACAAUCAAAGUGGGCAAUUUCAGCUAAAGAAUCUGCAAGCACCAAAACAGAUACUGCAGAUUUCAACAUUAAACAGACCAUACAGACGAUCCCAUCACUGUUUGCAUAUUGCUGUAGUUGUUCAUGUGUUUGGGGCUACUGCACGUAUCUACAUGUCACGUGAUCUUGGAGGAUGUCGCAAUCCUCCAAGGAAACGGACAUGAUGCAAAGCUCACUAAUAGCACAAAAUCUUCCGCAGCAACCAUAAGAAAUUGUGAGAAGAAGAAGAAAAAUAGCUCAGCCAUCUUUGGUUUCCUUCUCACUGAGGAUGACCUUGAAUAAUGAAAGGUUGAUAAAAGAAUCCCUGAAAAAGCUCCAUGUUUGUUCUCCGAUUAGGGCCAUUGAUCACUCCCUUAUUUUGUGCUUGCAGUGGAAUCAUUUGAAGAAUGAUGAGCUCCAAAGAGGAGGAAACGAUCCGCUUCUUCCAGUACGUUGAGGAGAAUGGACUGAAAGCCUACAACGGUCUGCUGGCUCAGAACCUGGACCACGCCAGGAAUGAGAAGAACAGGAUAUACCUGCAGGAGAAAAACGACAAGAAGAGAAAACAGGAGGAAGCCAUAAGGAGGACAGGGGAGGACAUAGCAACAGAAGGCAAGCACUUACGUAUGGGCUCCAUCACCAUGCCAGACCCCCAGGAGCGCACGCCCAUGCCCCAUCCGCACGCUCUCGCGUGUGGGCAGAGUUUCUCUGUGCGCUCACAGUCCCUUCACUCCGUGGGUGGCAACAGCGGGGGCGGAGACGAAGAGGUGGGGAGUCCUACCUCCAGGAAGCAGCCCCCGCCCAAGCCCAGGAGGGACCCGGCCACCAAGCUGAGCAUGUCGUCUGAGGCGGUGGACCACAGUCCCGUGUCGGCCUGCCGCGGAGACAGAUGUGACGCUCAAGGAUGUACUGAGGACUGCCGGAGGGUGCCACCGCCCAAACCCAAGAGGAACCCAAACACACAACUGAGCGUUUCUUUUGACGAAUCAUACAUUAAAACCCACGGAGGCGGCGGAGUGUGUCCUCCCAAAGGGCUCCACCGCACCUGCUCCCCCUGCGAGCAUCACGCCUCGCCGCCGCAGAGUGACGAGAGCCCCACCGACGACUGUGAGGAUGAGCCUGUCUACAUCGAGAUGGGCGGGAUUGAUGUCGGUGCACGAGAACUCUCCAAAAGCGAGGAUGAGGAGCCAGGGGAGUCCGUGUAUGAGGAGAUGAAGUACCCCAUGCUGGAUGAUAUGGAGUACCGUACGGACCCGGUGGGAUGUCGCUCGGCAUGUCCUACUCCUGCACCGUAUGACCCCGAACCUCUCAGUCGAUGCUCGACCCCGAGAAACAUUCCUUUCUGUGACAUUCCAGCACCGUUUCCCAAUUUGCUGACCCACAGGCCUCCACUACUGGUGUUCCCCCCAGCACCGGCCCAAUGCUCGCCCAACUCAGAUGAGUCUCCUCUCACCCCACUUGAUGUCACCAAAUUGCCAAUGCUGGAGAACCAACCCUACACCAAAUCACCACCCUCCUCUGCCGAGGUGCCCUCCUCUGCGCACAUCCGUAGAGAGCUCACGGCCACCCCGACCCUCACCGUCUCUGGGCGCUCCUCCGCACCUCCCCUGCCGUGUACUCUCUACAAAUCUUCAACCUCAUCUUCCUAUCAGCGCAGUCACUCAGCUUGCCCAUCGCCAGUCAGCAUGGGCCGCUGCCUCACCCCAUUGAGCCUCAUGCGAACGCCGCCUUUUGACGCUCCAGUGCCAUUUCCAGGAGGUCUGCCGAGGAGCGCCUCGGCCACUCCUCACGGCAAGGGGUCUCCGCCCCAAGAUGGUGUGGGGCGACUCCAUGGCUCCAUGCAGAAUGUGUCGACUGGGCGUUCCCGGACGCCCACAAGCCCACUAGACGAACUGACUAACCUGUUUACCACUGGAAGGAACAUGCUGAAGAAAAACACCAGCGGGAGAAAAUCCAAAGAGCCCGGAGAGAGUGAGUCAUCUGAGUUGAAAAGUAAGUCCCACAGUGAGUCCAAGCGUGAAGGCAAGGAACGCCACAGUCACAGCAAGGACUCCAAGCGAGACUCCAAGGAGCGCCACAGCAAAGAGUCCUCUCAUCAAUCACUGUCGCACAGGCGCAACAGCAAAGAACGAAGCAGCAUGGAUGCACCAUCUGUUCGCAGGGAAAGCAGAGAACAAGGCUACAGCAGUGUGGAGCCCAUUCCAGUUAGAUGGGAUUCUAAAGACCGGUGUGGCAGUUCUGUGGAACCAAUCCCACUGAUAAGAAGAGACUCAAAAGAUAGAGGAAUUAGCAAUGGAGACCUAAUGCUGAGACGAGACAGCAAGGAUAGGGGUGGGGGACAUGGAAUGGAGUCUUUGCUUAAACAAGACAGCAAAGACAGUGCAAGGAAUGGUGUAGACUGUAGACACGAAAGCAGAGAGAGACUGCUGGAUCAGCCACCAGAGCUCUUACCUCGACAGGAUAGCAGGGAGCGAGUUAGGAACGAAGUGGAUUCAAAGCACGAAAUCAGAGACAAGCCACCCGAGCUCCUACCCCGACAGGAAAGCAAAGACAGAUUUAGAACUGGUUCAGAAUACAGGCACGAUAGCAAAGACUAUCGUCCUGAUUUAUUACCCAGACAAGACAGCAAAGAGAAGGCCAGGAACAGGAACAUUCACAAUGGAGGAGACCUACCGCCACCACUUCUACCCAGGCAGGACAGUAAAGAUCUGAGCCGAACUGGCCUCGAGGUAAGACGAGACAGCAAGGACCGAAGUCCGACUGGCUCAGAUCAUCACCAGUAUGACAGCAAAAUCACUAAGAGCCCUACUUCGAAGGACUACAGGUAUGACAGCAAAGAAAGGGGAUAUAGAGCUGACGGAACGCCACGGCGAGAGAACAGAGCAAAUUACAUCACGGACCCAUCGAAAGCACAAGAGAGGAACGGCAGCACAGUGUCGGGCCAGCAUUCAUCCACCACUACGCCUAUUCACAAGAGCAGAUCAACUGGUAGCCCUCCAAUGACUGUGGGCACCGGAAAUGAUAUGAAAGCGGCACCAAAAUAUGCCCGCUCACCUUCGAUGUCUGCUAAUCCUUCUCCAAUUGGGACGCCACAAAGGAGAGCGGCAGAGGCUCAACAGAGCCAGAUGCCAUGGAUAUGCGGAGACACCACCAUGCUGGAGCAGAUCGAAAGGAAGCGAACCCUCUGUAAAGAAAUCCGCUCGAGACAACAUCCUCACCUGCAGAGGUAUCAGGAGAGACCUCCUCCGGACAGAAGUGAGGACAAGCACCUUGAGCGCAGUCAGUGCAAGCAAGAGAGCGCCUCGGUCCUGCCGGCUUGCGGGAAGACCAGUGGGACCAAAAAGAUUCGUCCUCCUCCGUAUCCAACACAGACAACUGUAUUCUGGGACACUGCCAUUUGACUUGAUAAAAAAAAAAACACAACUCACAUCUGCCACAC